This is a messenger RNA of Oncorhynchus keta (chum salmon), 4043 nucleotides long. RefSeq names its product insulin-like growth factor binding protein 3 (gene igfbp3). Gene Ontology annotation, biological process: regulation of insulin-like growth factor receptor signaling pathway. Lineage: Eukaryota; Metazoa; Chordata; Actinopteri; Salmoniformes; Salmonidae. Bases 147 to 1040 code for a protein of 297 amino acids. Gene Ontology annotation, cellular component: extracellular region. Gene Ontology annotation, molecular function: insulin-like growth factor II binding; insulin-like growth factor I binding; fibronectin binding. The record is from RefSeq and is a predicted model, not a curated record. The transcript has 4 exons.
CUUUUUCCCGCCUGUAUAAAACGACAAGUUCGCUUAAAAGAAAAUACAGAUGGAGAAGUCUAGCCGGUUCGCUGUGACACAGAGAGUCCCCUUAAGCUUACGUGACAACUCGCAUACUGUCACUUUGUGACCAGCUUAUCGGCAGAAUGCCCGGUCUAUGCGUGCUUUGUCUCACUGCGGUGCUCGCUGCAUUCACCCGGUUCGCGGAGACCGUGGGACCGGUGGUCCGAUGCGAGCCGUGUGACGCCGGGGCUCUUAUGGAGUGCAAGCCGCUGCCAAAAGACUGCGCAGAGAGGGUGCGGGAGCCCGGCUGCGGGUGCUGUCUGUCGUGCGCCCUUGCUGAGGGUCAGGCGUGUGGAGUGUACACCGGACGCUGUGGCUCCGGGCUGAUUUGUCAGUUCCAACCCGGGGAGACCCGACCACUGCAAGCCUUGCUAGAGGGACGGGGAGCGUGCUCCAGCGCCGCGUCCAAAACACUCAACACCUUUCUGCUCCCCGCUCAGAAACAAGAGAACACAAGCGGGGAGCAUUCCGGGGCGGGGGAUGAACAGCGUGCCAACGGCACCAUGACGACAACCAAGACAGUGGCAGGGGGCGCGGUAGGUGUGGAAGGCGGAGGUGGUGGACAUCGGGGGGCGAUAGAGGCCAAACCGCCGCUGCACACCAAGCUAGACGCGAUCAUCAAGAAGGAGCAGAAUAAGAAGAGCCAGAGCUACAAGGUGGAGUCAGUGUCUGGGGGAGUCAACUCCGACAUACACAACUUCUCCCUGGAUAACAAGAGGGAGACUGAGUAUGGCCCAUGCAGGAGAGAGAUGGAAAGCAUCCUGAACAGUCUUAAAAACUCCAAUGUGCUCAACCCCAGAGGCUUCCGCAUCCCCAACUGUGACAAAAAGGGCUUCUACAAGAAAAAACAAUGCCGUCCUUCCAAAGGGAGGAAGAGGGGUUACUGCUGGUGUGUAGAUAAGUACGGUCAGCCUCUCCCUGGCUAUGAUGGAAAGGAGAGAGGAGAAUCCCAGUGCAACAACCUGGAGAACAAAUGAGAGGCAGAGAGAGGAUGGAGUGAUGGAGAGAAAGAAUGAGGCAAGAAGGAUAGAGGAAUGGGAGAGAGAUACUUUUUUAAACUCCUGCCUUGCACGUAACCGUCGAAAGAGUGCUGGACCGUUGACCUCAGGUCACAUUACUGCCGGGUGGGGGAGGGAGAGGGAGGGAGGGGCAGACUGGGACAGCACAGCCUAAUAGGCCAAGCCUUCUGUCCAUCAUCUGCAGCUAUCUGCUCUGUGCUAUGGGAACCUCUAGCUACCCCUCGUAUGAAAACAACAGAGAGAGAAACUAAACAUCUGCACUAUUAUUUUAGAGAGAGAGGAUGGAGGGACUUUUCCACUCACUUUAAAGAGGACUUGUCUGUGACUGUGACCCAACGCAACAUGCUUGUGUAUGUUUGUGUGUGUGUAUGCAUGCAUGUGUGUGUGCGUGCAUGUGUGUAUGCCUGCGUGUGAGCAUGUAUUAGUGUUUGUGUGUGUGUGUGUGUGUAUGUGUGUGUAUGUGUGUGUGUGUGUGUGUGUGUGUGUGUGUGUGUGUGUGUGUGUGUGUGUGUGUAUGCCUGCGUGUGAGCAUGUAUUAGUGUUUGUGUGUGUGUGUGUGUGUGUGUGUGUGUGUGUAUGCCUGCGUGUGAGCAUGUAUGAGUGUUUGUGUGUGUGUGUGUGUAUGUGCGUGUAAAUGCUGUCUUUCAAUAAGCUCAGUUUAGAGGUGUAAGAAAACCUCUUGACAUCCAAACCCUGCCCCCUUCUAUCCUGUCAUGCAGAGACUCCUCCCCUUUCUCAGGAUCCAUCAUUAUGAAGUGAAGGCUUAUGGGUAGGCCGGCCUCUGACCUCUUCCCUGCCAUGUUCGACACCACUGGCCUUUCCCACUGUCUCCAUAGCAACCAGCUUGUCCCGCCCGAUGUGCUGCGUCACAUUUACAGGUUUAGGGGGAAGGAAAGGAAUGGAGAUGGUGCCGAAUAACGGUGCCUUAAACCCACACUGCCCCUCUCCCCCUCCUCCCCAUCCCUGACCCCUACCCCUCCCUUUCUCAUAUUCCUUGGUUAGCCCUCUGCGGUCCUCAUAGGACCCCAGGAAGAGUAGCUGCUGCUUUUGCAAAAGUUCAUGGGGAUUCAAAAAAAUAAAUCAACAGGUUCUCACAUAACGUUACCACCCUGCAGCCCUGGUCUGGUUAGCUAGCUGGCGGGUUGGGUUAGCAUAGUUAGCCAAACCAUCACUUCUUCAUUGAGGAAAUAGGGCCAGUGGUGUUGUCACCACUGGCCCUCUAUCUGCAGUACUCUUCCUGUCUAUGGUGCAUAUGUCCUGGUGUGGGGUCCUUUAGACUGGGCAUGCUCGGUGGGACCGGGCUGCUCUCUAUGCCAUAGGAGCCAGCUUCGAGGCCAAGCACAACCACUUAAAGCACUUUAGCUACACCCAACCAACUUUUCUACAGCGCUCCUCACAGUUAAAGACCAUCUCUACCCAUUGUAGCAUAGUAGUCAUACCGUUCAAUUGGUGCAACAUUUAACAAGGUUUAUAGCACUAUAGAGCAAAACAUCAACAUCAACAACAACAAAAGAAAAAACAAUGUUACACAAGCACUUCUGACUGUGACUUUACUCAGCCUAGAGAACAAACGCCCCUCCUCACAAUUUCCAUUCUAUGCAAAGUGUGUUUUAUUUUUGUUGAUAUUGUUUCUUGGAGAUGCUUGUAUGAUCUUAUGCCAACAUAACUCCACCAGGUGGAUGCAGCACCAAAUAUGCAUUCAAGAAGCAGACAGGGGGUCUGAGGGAGGGGGCGUGGUCCUCCUAGAAGUGCUCCCUGCUUCCUGUAUGACGCUUUCACAUAUCCUGUGUCUGAAAUGGCACCAUAUUUCGUAUAUAAUUCCCUAUGGGCCCUGAUCAAAAGUGAUGCACUACAUAGGGAAUAGGAUGCCAUUGAAGAUGCAGACUUGAACAGUGGAGUGUGCACGACAGUAGCUCGGUAGCAUGGAAUUGGAUGCACACACACUUUAAAACAAACAACAACCCGCUGAGGCUGCAAGCCAUUCUAUUUGAAGACUUGAUUUGGGGAUAAUUCAGUUAUGUUUAAGAUAUUGCCCCACUCCUUCCCAGUCUUUUGUUAGUCUUUUUCUAUAUUGAAAAUGUUUUCGUGGCUCUAUGUGGCUGACACAUGUACGGUACUUCAAAUUAAAUAAAUAAACAAGUUAUUUAUCUAAGAAAGAAUUAUAAACGGAUCCAAACUAAGUUUUUUUCUUACCAACAAUUCAGUGACUUACUAAUUGUAGAGCAAACUCUAAGUUGAUUCAGCGUAUUUUGGGGAAUGUAAUCACUAAUGAAUGUUACAUUUUUUUAAUUAACAUUUUCUUCUAUAAUUAUUUUUGUAAACUUUAAACAUCUCUGGUUUGUUGCUUACGGUAACUGUCAGUCGGUCAGGCACUCAGGUCACUAAUUGGUUUGUAACAAAGUUGGGGUCAGUUUUAUUUCUAUUCAGUCAAUACAAUAAUCUGAAAAUCUUCAUGAGGAAAUGUUGAAUUUGAAUUUCAACUGACUUUUCUGAAUGAACGGAAUGGAAUGUAGCCCAAUCCUGUUGUGUAAUCCAAGGGUCUGUAGUCAAGUGAAACUCUCAGUCAGUCCAUCGGUCACUGCUCCAACACUUCUCUCCGUACACACCAACGUUCACACAAACGUGCACAGCAAUGUGCACGCGAUGCCAUCCCGUCUCAGUCUCGGUCCACAUCCAGGGGCACCGCUGUCUCUCUAACAUUUUGUCACUUUUCUGGUGGUCAUGUAAGAAUCUCUCUUCUGUUCACGGGUAAUUGUACUUUAUUUUUACAUUUUGUUUCAACUUUUAUUGUAUAAAGACUUUUGAUUCUUUAAAGAAAAAAAGCUUUUCAUGUUACUAAUCUAGAAAAUCACACAGCUAUUAUUUUCUUUGAGAAAGGAACAUUAUUUUGUUAAAAUAUAAUUUGUAUUUAAUGUCUUUUUAAAAUAAAAAAAAUAAACACUAUUUUCAUUUACUGUUGAA